This is a messenger RNA of Amborella trichopoda, 2839 nucleotides long. It is a transcript of the gene SWI3C, whose product is annotated as SWITCH/sucrose nonfermenting 3C. The record is from RefSeq and is a predicted model, not a curated record. Gene Ontology annotation, molecular function: protein binding; zinc ion binding. Lineage: Eukaryota; Viridiplantae; Streptophyta; Magnoliopsida; Amborellales; Amborellaceae.
CUCUUCCCCUCUCUCUUUCUAUACCAUGUCUUCCCUCUCUCUCGCCCACUGCAAUACCUACUAAUUCUCUCUUUCCCCCUAUGUCGGCUUCCCCUUCUAUUCCUCCAGGAAUUAGGAUCAAGUUGAAGAGGAGGAGGGAGAACAGCAAUGGCAGAAGCUUCUCGGACGACGAAGAUUCCUCUGCUCUUCCUGAGAAACAAGCCAAAGAUGAUGACUCUCCAAUAAUGGCUUCGGAUUCUGGCGAGCCCAUCGAGACCUCGAAUGGAAAUGGGGUCCAAAUCUUGGACUUUCCUGUGGUUUUUGAGCAAAAAUUGGCGAGACCCCAUCCCUCUGUUUUGGCCCUAAUAUGUGCAGAAAGGGCGGUUUUUUCCCAUGAUUUUAGGGAGGAGAAAACCAGGUCUCAUGGUUUCUUCUUGGAGAACAUCUCUCAUGGUCAAUUGCAAACGUUAUCAAGCAUUCCUUGUGAUAGUCCUUUUCUCACUCCUCCUGAUCAAGAGAAACCAGAGUCUUCCACCUAUGUUUGCACUUCGCCGACAAUUAUUGAAGGGAAAGGUGUCAUCAAGCGGCUUAUAAUGCCUGGAAUGGAGAAGGAAUGUCUCCUCGUCUUGCCCGUGCAUGCUGAAUGGUUUUCUCCCACCAAGCUCCACAGGUUAGAGAGGCACGUGGUUCCAGGCAUUCUGAGUGGUAAGUCUAGUGAUCUCACUCAAGAGAGAUAUGUGGAGAUUAGGAAUAAGAUUGUGGCUAAGUACAUGGAGAAUCCUGAGAAGAUGCUCUCACUAAAUGAAUGUGAAGGAUCAAUUGAGGUUGAUAUCAACAUCCUUAGUAAAAUUUUUCGCUUCUUAGAUCACUGGGGAAUCAUCAAUUACAGGGCUACAAGCUCAUCAAAGAAGAGUGUACAUCAUUCUAUAAGGCCAGGUUCCCUUCUUCAAGAGGACAACAAUGGGGAGCUUCAUAUAUCUUUGGCCCCACUUAGGUCCAUUGAUGGCCUAAUCUCUUUUGACAAGCCUAAAAGCAGAUUUAGGCCUGAAGAUGUUUCUUUAGUAUCCAUGGGUUCUGGGCGAGCGAUUUCUGAUCUAGACCAGAGGCUACGAGAGCGUUUUAGUGAGAAUCGCUGCAGUUGUUGCGGUCAGCCUUGCCCUCGUAUUUACUAUCAAUCCCAAAAGGAGGCUGAUGUGAUACUUUGCUCAGAUUGCUUCCAUGAUGGAAAGUUUCUUACUGGCAGCUCAAGUAUAGAUUUUUUGAGGAUGGAUUCCACAAAAGAUUUCUGUGAUUUUGAUGGAGAUAACUGGACAGAUCAUGAAACUUUGCUUUUGCUCCAGGCAGUGGAAAUUUACAAUGAUAACUGGAAUGAGAUUGCGGAACAUGUAGGCACAAAGUCGAAAGCACAGUGUAUUCUUCAAUUUAUUCGCUUGCCUAUGGAAGAUGGGUUGCUUGAAGAUAUUGAGCUCCCAAAGUCAGUCUUUUCCUCAGAUUACUCCAAAGAAGCAGAUCAUGGCAAACCUUAUUCAAUGGCUAAUGGUUAUUCUGCUGGUGAAGAAAUAAAUUCUGAAGACAGAGUCCUGUUUGCAAAUUCUGGCAAUCCUGUCAUGGCCCUGGUUGCAUUUUUGGCAUCUGCCAUAGGUCCACGAGUUGCAGCAGCCUGUGCACAUGCUGCAUUAGUUGAACUGUCCAAGGAAGAUGACUGCACGGUUGCUAAUAGUUCCCCCUUAAAUAUGGAAGUUUCCGCCCAAGGUGAUAGGAAAUGUUUGGAGAGUGAUCGCCGGGAUCCUGGAUUUCGAGGGAAUGAUCCCAAUAUAAUCCAUCAACAAGAUGACUCCAAAUCAAUGCAAGGCUUGUCUGGUAAAAGUGAAUCAGUUGGUAGUCCGUCUUCUGAAAAGCUGAAAGUUGCUGUCAAGGUUGGCCUAUCUGCUGCAGCAAUGAAAGCAAAGUUAUUUGCUGACCAUGAAGAACGUGAAGUCCAAAGACUGACAGCAUCCAUUGUAAACAAUCAGCUAAGGAAAGUUGAGCUAAAAUUGAAGCAAAUUGCAGAGACAGAGGCCUUGCUCAUGAGGGAGUGCGAGCAAACAGAGAGACACAGGCAAAGGAUUGCAUCAGAACGCGAUCGCAUUGUAUCAAGCCGCUUCUCCACACCCGAUUCAACGACCACCUCAACUAAUAACAACAGGCCUAUUGUGAUGACAACUUCGACUUCACAACAAAAUCUCAUGCCUUCCUAUAAUCAACAAGUGAGCCAUCAAACCAUGUCUUUCAUGCCUCGUCAGCAAAUGUUUGGUUUUGGACCAGGCACCAUCGGGCCCCGCAUGCCUCUAUCUGCAAUACACCCUUCAGCCUCCCCAUCAUCAGCACCUACUUCCACCCCUCAGAACCCCUCUCUCUCUCAUGCUAUGUUGAGACCAGUUGCGGGUGCAAGCUCGAAUGCUAGUUAAAGCAUUAAAUUAUUGGCUUUAAGGCUUGGAAUGGUUGCUUCACUGGUUACUCUCUUCAUUGGUUUCUGUAUUUUUAGGAAAUUAUUCUCUUAAGCUUCUCUCCUAUUUGAUGAUGAUGUUAUAUGCUAAUUUCAAGAGAAGCUCUUGGCUUGGUGGGUCUCGGCCAUGGAGUUGGGGGAGGGUAUUCUAAGCUGUCGCUUUUACCUUUAUAUAAUUUAUUGUUUUUUGUUCUUAAAAUAUAUGGUUCUUUUUCUCCUCUAGUGUUAAAUUGAAAGAAUGAUUUUAAAUCAGGUUUAUACAGUUAUAACAGCCCAGGGCUAUUGCAUUGUAACUGCUGUUAAGGGUUUUAAGAUAUUGCCCAUUAGUAGGAGAUAUUCGCUGCAACAACUCAUGCCAAUAACCGUUAAUUUUGG